This is a messenger RNA of Stegostoma tigrinum, 3876 nucleotides long. RefSeq names its product VPS11 core subunit of CORVET and HOPS complexes (gene vps11). The record is from RefSeq and is a predicted model, not a curated record. The coding region runs from base 12 to 2810 and encodes 932 amino acids. Gene Ontology annotation, biological process: intracellular protein transport; vacuole organization; vesicle-mediated transport. Gene Ontology annotation, molecular function: protein-macromolecule adaptor activity; protein binding. The transcript is spliced from 16 exons. Lineage: Eukaryota; Metazoa; Chordata; Chondrichthyes; Orectolobiformes; Stegostomatidae. Gene Ontology annotation, cellular component: endosome; HOPS complex.
GACUAAGCAAGAUGGCUGCCUUCCUGCAAUGGAGGCGGUUCGUGUUCUUCGACAAGGAGCCACUGAUGGAGCGCGGGGAGGCGGCCGCCUCCGAGUUUCGCUGUCCCGGGGACUCGGCCAUCAGCGUCUGUACCAGCGGCAGGGGCAGCCUGGUGCUGGGAGACAUCGAAGGGAAUAUCUGGUUUGUGUCGCGAACAUUACAGUCUAGCUCCUUCCAAGCAUACAAGCUGCGAGUUACACACAUCUACCAGCUCAAACAGCACAGUAUUCUGGUCUCAGUGGGCGAGGAUGAGCUCGGUAUUAAUCCUUUGGUGAAGGUGUGGAAUCUGGAGAAGCGGGAUAGCAGUGGAAAUCCUCUCUGCACACGAAUCUUCUCCGCGAUUCCUGGCAAUAAGCCCACGGAGGUCACGUGCCUCACUGUCCACGAGAACCUGAACUACAUGGCAAUUGGCUUCACGGACGGGAGUGUUGUCCUGAAGAAAGGUGACAUCACUCGUGACAGACACAGCAAGACCGAUGUCCUAGCAGAGGGGACCUACCCCAUCACUGGCCUUGGAUUCCAACAGUCUGGGAAACAGACUCAUCUCUUUGUGGUUACAACAGAGAAUGUCAAGUCGUACAAUGUUUCCCUGAAGGAUUUCCCGGUGGUGGAGCUGGAUAACCAUGGCUGCAGCCUGCAUUGCUCAGCCCUCUGUGACCCCUCACAGGACAACCAGCUGAUUGUUGCCGGCGAUGACUGUGUCUAUCUCUACCAGCCUGAUGAGCGUGGGCCCUGCUUUGCUUUUGAUGGCCAGAAGCAGAUAGUGCACUGGUACCGUGGCUAUCUCCUCAUCGUGUCGAAGGAGAAGAAAACCUCCAAGACUGAUCUUGUUGGAGGUAACGAGCAGUCGUCAGAGAAGCAGAUACUCACCAUCUAUGACCUGGAUAAUAAAUUCAUUGCAUACACGGCAGCUUUCGAUGACAUUGUGGAUGUGUUGUCUGAGUGGGGCUCACUGUACGUGCUGAACAGCAAUCGUAAAAUCAGUGUUCUGCAGGAGAAGGACACACAGACAAAACUUGAGAUGUUAUUUAAAAAGAACCUGUUUGUUAUGGCCAUCAACUUGGCAAAGAGUCACCAUUUAGAUAACGACGGACUGGCAGAUAUCUUCCGACAGUACGGUGAUCACCUGUAUGUGAAAGGGGAUCAUGAUGGUGCUAUACAGCAAUACAUCCGCACUAUCGGGAAGCUGGAACCAUCAUAUGUGAUACGGAAGUUUCUGGAUGCACAACGGAUCCACAACCUGACAGCAUACCUUCAGGCCCUGCACCGUCAGUCAUUGGCCAAUGAGGACCACACAACGCUCCUGCUCAACUGUUACACAAAACUGAAAGAUAGCUCCAAACUUGAGGAGUUCAUCAAGACCAGUGAUAAUGAGGUCCACUUUGAUGUUGAAACUGCGAUCAAGGUGCUGCGUCAGGCAGGUUAUUACCGACACGCUGUCUAUCUGGCUGAUAAACACUCCCACCACGAGUGGUACCUCAAGAUCCAGCUCGAGGACAUCAAGAACUACCAGGAAGCCCUGUGCUACAUUGGGAAGCUGCCCUUUGACCAGGCAGAGAGGAACAUGAAGAAUUACGGCAAGACACUGAUGCACCAUGCUCCAGAUGAGACCACUGAACUACUGAAAAUCCUGUGUACAGAUUACAGAGCCAGCGGAGAGCUACCAGCAGAGACAGAACCUGGUGGAAGAUACAAGGAUAAGGCAAAUUCUGAGGAGUUUAUUUCAAUUUUUGCCAACAACCCACGGGAACUGAAGAAUUUCUUGGAGCACAUGGUCCAGGUUGAGGUGAACUCCCCGCAGGGUGUGUAUGAUACUCUGCUUGAACUCAGGCUGCAGGACUGGGCCCAUGAGGAGGAUGUUCAGGUGAAGAAGCGACUGCAGGAAGAUGCGAUGAGUCUGUUGAAGAGUGGUUUAUUUAAAGCUGUCUUUGACAAGGCGCUGGUGCUCUGCCAAAUGCACAAUUUCAAAGAUGGAGUGUUGUACCUGUAUGAGCAGGGCCGACUAUACCAGCAGAUAAUGCACUAUCACAUGCAGAACGAUGAGUAUGCCAAGGUGAUCGAGACCUGUGAGCGGUAUGGGGAGCAGGAGGUCUGCCUCUGGGAACAAGCACUUGGAUACUUUGCACGGAAGGAGGAGGAUUGUAAGGAAUACAUUAGCAGUGUGCUGCAACACAUUGACAGGAACAACCUCAUGCCUCCUUUGCUGGUUGUACAGACCCUGGCUCACAACUCCACAGCCACGCUCUCCGUCAUUAAGGAUUAUCUCAUUAAUAAACUGCAGCAAGAAAGUGACCACAUUGCUGAAGAUGAGCGCAGGAUCAAACAAUAUCGUGAAGAAACCAAGAAAAUCCAGGAGGAGAUUGAAGAACUUAAAAGCAGUGCAAAGAUCUUUCAGAAGCCCAAGUGCAGCAUGUGUAACAGUCCCCUGGAGCUGCCCUCUGUCCACUUCCUGUGUGGCCACUCCUUCCACCAACACUGCUUUGAGAGUUACGCAGAGCACGACUCGGAGUGUCCGACCUGCAUGCCUGAAAACCGCAAAGUCAUGGACAUGAUCCAUGCCCAGGAACAGAAGCUGGAUCUUCAUGACAAGUUCCAACAUCAGCUGAAGUGUUCGAAGGAUGGAUUCUCAAUCAUUGCAGAUUACUUUGGCCGUGGGGUCUUCAAUAAACUGACACUAAUCACAGACCCUCUUCCUGGGAGAGCAGCCACUGCAAACCUUGAUGUUGGACUUCAGAGGGACUUGUUGAUACACACAAAGAGAACGGCUUAAGAAUAGAAACCAACAUCUGCACCUUCAUACAACACUUUGUAAAAACUCACAUUGAACUCCUACAAUUGUGACUCAGUGACAGUGAUGAGUUUGUGUGUCUGAAGUGAAUCACGGAUACCACGUAUAUGUGGCUGUCGAUAAGCAUGGACCAUGGAUUUGACCACUGAGGGCCCAGAUACUAUGUUACUACUGAUUGGAGAAAGAUCAAUCCCCCCAGCUCCACAUUGGAAUAAGGGUGGCUCCAAUAAUAUUAAGCUAAAGGUGCUUUGAGAGUACAUUUUGACGUGUAUAGGAUGAUACUGGGUCCAGUAAGAUACAUAAAGGAGCAGUGCAUCGCUCAUGCAUCAGGGAGAUUCUUGACGGUUUGCAGCUGAACUAUCAAUUGUAUGAUGUUAUAUUAUCUCAGUUUGAGGUUUUACCUCAUGCGGGAGGUUCUGAGUGGGGGAGCCACCAGAUAAAUGCUGAUUAGUAACAGUGCUGUGAAAUGCUUCUCCUCUUCCUGGCAAUUGACUGGAACACUCGAAAAUCCUACAAAUCAUGACUCUAAUGAUUGUACCAAACCCCUCUGCAUUAAAUCCUCUCCCUUCAAUCACAGUCUCAGCCAACGAAACAGAGCCACAUUACCUAAUACAGGAAAGACCUCGAUCCGAUUUCCUCUCCUUACGGUACUCGGGGAGUGAUACCAAUUUUUUUCUCCUGCUCAGUUCACCUGGUUUAAAGUGCUUGACUUUAGCAGGAGAGAGGAGGGUGCCACCCUGUUAAUUGUGUUCUGUAUGAUUCUGCCAAAGCAGUUUAGCACUUUUGAGAUUCAGCUUCACCUAUCUGUGUUUCAGAGUCUCACAUAUGUCACUGUGUGAAAUGUACCACUUCCUUCUUACUUCCAUAUCUUCCUGUUCAGGAUCCUUCCUGACUUGUUUGUGACACGCUUACAUCCAAUUCUCAUAUUUUCUGCUAUUAAACUGGUCUUUGCAUGUCGGUAAUUUUAAUACAUUGUACCUACACAAAACUUAAGGAAAAAAAACUUACAAAUUUGGAAAUGUGAAUAAAGAAUACUGCAUUAAUUGAA